Molecule: messenger RNA, 1077 nt
Organism: Alternaria atra
Lineage: Eukaryota; Fungi; Ascomycota; Dothideomycetes; Pleosporales; Pleosporaceae
Exons: 7
Coding region: 1-1077 (358 amino acids)
Source: RefSeq, a predicted model, not a curated record
AUGUCGGACCCUAAUGCAACACUUAUAGAGUGUCGCGUCGAAUACGCCCUUGGAAGUGUCAUCAUUUUUGCGAGGUUCUUCACGAGAUGGAAGACAUUGGGAUGGCGAGGCUUUUACUGGGACGACUUUUUCGCGUUCUGGUCAUGGGUAUUCUUCACUCUCAUCUAUGUUAUGGUGGAGUAUCUCAGUAUAAUGGGUGCGCCUAUAGCCAUGUCUCAAGAACAGCGUGAAGCACUUCCGCCCGCAAUGCGAAAGUCGAUGCGAGAGGGCGCCAAGGCGAUGUUUGCCUCCUUUUACUUUUUAAUCUUUCUUGUCUGGAGUCUAAAAGGCUCUCUCAUAGUUCUCUUUCUUCGUUUGACGAGGAGCACUAGACUCUACUAUUAUGUACAGGCUGUAGGCGGUAUCUCAGUUGCUUGCUGUAUAGCCGCUAUCAUAACACAGACAACACACUGCUUGCCUCUGAAGAGGAAUUGGCAGAUUCUUCCUGAUCCAGGCAAGGAGUGCUCGGCCGGCAUUGUGAUUAACAUCGUCAUUGCAGUCGGAAAUGUUUUGGUGGAUGCUCUGCUCCUCGUCGUUCCUUUAUGGAUGCUAAAGGAUGCGAAGAUCAGCUUGUGGCGAAAGAUUCGGGUCAUCUUCCUCUUGUCUCUCGGUCUCUUCGUCAUGGGUAUGGCUAUCGCUCGCUGCAUUCUAUCUAUUGGCACUUCCGUUCAAGUGGCUCUCUCCUCAGUAUGGGCACAGCGUGAAGCCAUCGUAUCUAUCUUCGCAGUGAACGCACCCGUCAUCAACAGCCUCUUCAGAGCGGAAACCUGGGCAACAAGACACUCCUCGGGCGGCUACGUAUCAAAAGACUCCCACCGAUCGCGAACGAACACCAGCACAUUAGGAAAGAAGAAGAAGAGCGGUUUCGAGAUUUACAAAAUGACGGAUAUCGAGACUAAGAUGACGGACUUUGAGACAAGCAGCAAAGAAAGCACCACUGAGCUGUUCAAGGAGCCAAUGCUGUCUCCGGUACCUUCGCAAUGGAGGUGUUCGGCGCGAGGGACAAGCCAAGAUGGCAAUCCUGGACGCAUGGCUUAA